Chelonus insularis is the source of this 5820-nucleotide messenger RNA. It is a transcript of the gene mop, whose product is annotated as myopic. Gene Ontology annotation, biological process: early endosome to late endosome transport; protein dephosphorylation; protein transport to vacuole involved in ubiquitin-dependent protein catabolic process via the multivesicular body sorting pathway. Gene Ontology annotation, molecular function: protein binding; protein tyrosine phosphatase activity. NCBI's taxonomy places the organism in Eukaryota, Metazoa, Arthropoda, Insecta, Hymenoptera, Braconidae. Bases 171 to 5693 code for a protein of 1840 amino acids. The record is from RefSeq and is a predicted model, not a curated record. The transcript has 6 exons. Gene Ontology annotation, cellular component: endosome.
GAGAUUUGUGAAUUUUUGACGUUUGUCGUUAUCCCGAUGUACGGUAACUUUUUUUAGAAAUUGAUGCCAAUGUAAUGGUUAUUGUGAUUUUAUUUUCAACUUACCAUUGUUAGCAUUCCAUAUUUUAUUCAAUUAAUUUUUAAAACUCAAUAAUUUACAAUAAAAGAAAAAUGGAAGCAGUUCCAAGGCUCCCUAUGAUAUCAUUCCGAUUAAAAGUUAGCCCUGUUCCAACAUCAUUUGGCCCAAAAUUGAAACAAUAUAUUCGUGAGUUUUACCAUGAAGAUCCAGAAUCAUAUACCAAUGAAAUUGAACAAUUAGAAACUCUAAGAGUUAUGGCCGUCCGACCAUUUAUAGCAGUAACAGGAUGUUCAUUGCUCAAAAAGUAUUAUUGUCAGUUACAUUUCGUCCAAAGCAGGUUUCCAAUGGGCAAUGAUGAACCUGCUGCAGUGUCCUUUUCGUGGAAAGACGCUUAUGCCAAUAUGAUAUUCACUCUUUCAAAUAUACGUUUUGAAAUAAUUUCAAUUUUGUAUAAUAUUGGUGCCAUUCAUACACAGUUAGGAGCUACAACAGAACGUACAUCAGCUGAUGGUAUGAAAAUGGCAUGCUCACAUUUUCAAUGUGCUGCUUGGGCGUUUGAACAUUUGCAGAACAGUUAUCCUCAACCUCCUGGGGUUGAUAUGGCACCAGAAUUAAUGAAAUUCAUGCAUCAACUUUGCUUAGCUCAAGCACAAGAAUGUAUUUUAGAAAAAAGCAUGCUAGACAAUCGAAAACCGACUAUAGUUGCUAAAGUUGCAAAACAAAUUGUUGAUUAUUAUGCAUUAGCUUUAUGGACACUAGAACCAAGUAAUAGUGAUGAAAAUACAAUUUCUGAAACUGUUGGUUCAAAAAUAUAUAAAAGCUGGAAGACUUAUGUUAAAUUUAAAAAAGCAUAUUAUAUGGCUGUCACAUUAUUAUACCAAGGAUUAGCUUCUGAAGAACAACAGAAAAUGGGUGAACGUGUUGCAUUUUAUAAUGCUGCUUUAGCAUCUUUAAAUAGCGCUCGAAGCCUUCAUACAAGUGCUAAAGGUUCUACAGGAAUUACUGGAGUUGCUGGAGAAAAAGAAGCUAUUGAAGAAGCUUUAGUAUUUACUAAUGACGUUAUAGAAGGUAAAAGAAAAGCUGCAAAAAAUGAAAAUGAAUUUAUUUAUCAUGAAGAAGUACCAGAUAAAGAUGCUUUACCAACAGUAAAUGGUGCAUCAUUAGUCAAAGGAAUUUCAUUUAAUGUUAAUGAUGCUGAAAUAUCAGGCCCAGAUAUAUUUGCAAGAUUAGUACCAAUGAAAGUACAUGAAGCAAGUUCACUUUAUUCCGAAGAAAAAGCAAAAAUUCUCCGUUCAGUUGGUUCAAAAAUUGAAGAGAAGGAUCAAGCUUUAGAAAUGUAUCUUGCAUCUUUGAAACUUCAACAUUUAAAUCUGUGGGAUCCUGAUCGUCCAGAAGAAGUAGAAAAUCUUCCGCUACCUGAAGAAUUAGCUGAAAGAUGUGCAGCAUUAAAUGCUAAACCAACAGCUAUUCAAGACUUGGAAGACAUUAUGAGUAAAUUGUCAGCAACAUAUGGAGAUGUUGAAACAAUGCUAAAAAAUAUCGAUAAACUAUUAGCUGAAGAAGAACGAAAAGAAAAACAAUAUCAAGAAGCUGUUGGAAAAAGACCACCCUCAAUUGUGGCAACAGAUUUAACUAGAGAAGCUAAAAAAUAUGAAGAAGCUCACGCAAAAGCUUCAGAAAGUAAUCAAGCAUUGCACAGAGCUAUGUCAUUACAUUUAAAUAAUCUUCAAAUACUUGCUCAACCAUUAGAUGAACUUAUGGCUAGUAUACCAUCAAUAAAAAGUGGGAAAAAUCCAGAAGGUGAAACAGAUAAACAAAAUGUAAGAGAAUUGAAAAGAAUUUUGGGGAAGAUUGAAGAAAUGCAACGCCAGAGAAGUGAUCUGUAUUCCAAGUUAAGAGAUUCUAUAUCACAAGACAAUCUUACAAGACUUUUGGUAACUGCAACGGCUGAUUCAGCGCCAUUAGAUACACUUUUUGCCGAACAACUUGAGAAACAUCAAUCUUUGGUUAAUUUGAUUGAUCAAAAUCUUGCAGCGCAAGAAAAUAUUCUCACAGCCUUAACAGAUGCUUAUGCACGAACUGCUGAAACCCGAAAGGCUGUCGAAGAAGUUUUGAAGCGUCGAGAGCUUAUGAUAUCAUCAUUAAUUGCAUCAUAUGAUGCUUAUGAAGAUUUAGUUACAAAAUCCUCUAAAGGAUUAGAAUUUUAUAGAAAACUCGAGGUAAAUGUAACGAAGCUUCUACAACGAGUAAAGAGUACAUGUAGAGUACAAGAAGAAGAACGUGAGCAAAUUCUUGCUAGAAAUGAUAAAGAUAAUAAUGUUGAUUCUUCAACAAUCCCAACAACUGAAAAAAAAUCUGGAUCCGGAAUGAAGCUAAGAGAUCAUUUAGCAAAUAGAAUAAAAAAUAAUCCAAUUUAUCAAACAGCUUAUGGGGAUAAACAAACUACUUCUGUUGCUUCAGUACAAUCUAAUAUUCAUCCUGGCUUAAAAAGUUAUCCUACCGAUCCAAUUGAUAUGGAUCUUCAAGAUCCACAGCAAAUUUAUCAAUAUUAUGACUAUAAAAAUUAUUGUAUGAAUAAUUCAUACAUGGCUCAACAAUACUCAGGAUAUGAUGCCACCAAUCAAAGAACGAUUAAUCAUAGUUUGCCUCGAUCUAAUACUACAAAUAGUGAUAAUAUGUACCAUCAAGCUGGAGGAUUAACGAAUACUGAAGUUGUCAGUAAUAGUAAUCAGUAUGCAGGUUAUUCAAAUAUUAGAAAUGAUCAACCAAGUUUACCUAUUGUGAGCCAGCAUCCAUAUCCUAUUCAGACAGGAUAUGAAGAAUCUAAUUAUCCUCAAUAUCCAGAUUAUCAUGCGAUACAAGGAUAUCAAGUACCAACUAGCUAUCAAAGUGUACUAGGACAACAACAAAAUUAUCCUUUGACUUAUCAAUCUAAUUUAGCCGCUGGUCAAUCAUCAUCACAGACUUCUGCAUUAAAUCAACAGGGCAUACAACCACAACAUAUUUCUGUGGAACCUGCAGCAACAAAUGUUGUUUCUCAAAGUCAACAAUACAAUACACUUGCAACUGUAAAUCAUGAUAUCUAUGCCUCUUAUCAAACAUCCGUUUCGAAUCCAUCAAUAUCCGUUCCAUAUCAAACUCCAAUGUCAACUCUACCAACUUCAGAGACUUUGAAAAAUUACCCAGUCGUGAAUCAAGAAUCUAUUCACCCUAUUUCUCAAACUAAUCAAAUUCUUCAACAAAUGUACUCUACUUCUGAAGCUUCAAAUCAACAAUAUAUUACUCAACAAGCUACCGUUCAUACGGCUAACUCUGGAUAUACUGUAUCUAAUCAAUAUUCAACCAAUCAACCGGAUGAAAUUAUUUCAAAUCGAGCCAUGGAUCAAUCUCAAUAUUAUUAUACAAGUAGUCAUAAUACUUCAGUUCAGCCAACAUCAUCUUAUAUUCAUUCAUCUCAACAGAGUUACAUGGAUCCAGCAGUGGUACAACCGAGUAUUCCAAAUCCUCAAGUAUCAAUAAAUCCUUCCACACAGACUUAUGCUAAUAAUUAUGGCCAAACUUACUCAGUUGAUACUAAUAAUCAUCAAUAUCAAAUUCCCCAAGUUCCCUCAAAUUCUCAGAUUUCUAUUAAUUAUCCUAAUGAUCCUGAAAUAAUUCAGAGUCAUACCAAGUCGUCGGGAUAUCUUCAAAAUUAUCAGUAUUCUCUCCAAAGUCAUACAGGAAUGGCUCAAUAUCCAAAUUACUCACAAGGAUAUUCUGGUACUUGGGAUUCACAACAAGCUCAUGGUUUAGGAAAUGAUUCAUAUAAAGGGCAUCCAGGAUAUUCAUUUAACUCUAAUCUAGGAAGUUAUGAAUAUAGUUCUGGUUAUCAAAAUUCUCAAUCAUCUCAAGAACCAACAACGCCAAAUCCUUCUCAAAAUAUUCAAACACAGGAUCAAUCAAAUUCUUGUUAUACUAGUGCUAAUAAUGCAUCUAUAACGAAUUUAACACCAUCUUCUCAACAUUCUAAUAAAACCUUUGAGCCGACAGUUGAUGAAAAAAAUUAUUAUACAACUCCCUAUGGUGUUCAAAAUUAUAAUCAAGAAACUGCAAAAAGUGAGUCAAAUAAUUAUGGCCAAACUUAUGUACAAUCAUCAAAUAAUGAAACAGUUACAACGACAUCAGAGUCAAAAAAAUCUGAAAUUUCUCCAGAAUUAAAGUCCAAUUUGGAUCUUCUUGCUGAUUUGGAUAUUACAAUUAAUCAUGCACCUUUGGUGCCAGAAAUACAGCCAACAAAAAAAGAAUCGAAAAAUGAUUCAACAUUUGAUGUUGUUGAAAAACCUAAUAAAAAAGAAAACGAUGAUACAAAUAUUUCUCAAAUUGAUGAUAAGCUUGAAAAUUUACAAAUUGUCUGGGAUACUUGGUAUAAUGAUGUUCAGCCAAAAAAAGAUCCACUUGGCGAUCCAGUAAUUCUUCAAAAGUUUAUUAAUGAUAUCGAAAAAUACGAAAAAUUUAUCGAUAGUCUAACAGUUAAGACAUUAAGUGGUUCAACAAGUCUUGAUAUAAAAUGGAAAGAGGUUCAAGAUUUCGAAGAGCGUGAGAAUAAAAAGCAAACGUGUAACGUAGCUAUAGCACAUUCAAGUGAAAAUCGGAGUAAUGAUUGGAUUCCUUACGACUCAACUAGAGUAAGAUUAUCAGGAAUUAAUAAAACUUUAGAUUAUAUAAAUGCGUCUCACAUAACAGAUUUAACUCAGUGGACACCUACAUUUAUUGUUACUCAAGCACCAAAACCUUCGAGUUUUGAAGCUUUUUGGACAAUGAUUUGGGAACAAGGCAGUGAAGUAAUUGCUUGUUUAUGCACUGAUUCACAGUUAAAUGAUGAUAUUUAUUGGCCAAUGAAUAAAGAUAGUAAUUUAAAUAUUGGCAGCUUUGUUUUAUCAUUAAAGAGUUCAACAAAUCAUGUGACUUAUGUUCAAAGAGUUAUAGGAAUAAUUCAUUCAGAAAGAAAAAUUGAAAGAGUUGUAGUUCACAUGCAAUAUUUGGCAUGGCCUGCAACUGGUUUACCAAGUAGUCCUGGACCUUUACUAUCAUUUGCUACUGAUAUAAUGUCUGAACAAGCAUUGAGACAUUGUCCAAAACCAAUUGUAGUUCAUUGUUUUAUUGGAGGACCACUUAGUGGACUAUUUCUUCUUGCUGCUGCAACUGUGUGUCACGUGCGAGCAGGUCAUGGUGUUGUUGAUGUACCUCUGGUCUUUUCAACUUAUUCCAAGUACCGUACAUGUUUAAUUAGUAAAGAAUUUCUACUUUUUGGGUAUAGGAUGGUCCUAUAUCAUGCACAAGAUAUUCUAAUGAAACGGGGAAUUCUAUCAUCUACACGAUCUACAUUUGAUGGAUUCGAUAGUAUGAAAGGAAAUAAAGGUAAAUUAUUAAAAAAGAAUCAACUAUGUCAUCCUUCUGAUGAUUUUCUUCACAAUUUAGGCGUUGGUGUACAGCACGGACUUACGAGACAAAGUAAUGAACAAUUGACAGGGCCGUCUCAAAGUAAAGUAAAUAAGGAAUCUGAAGAAAAAACUGAUAGGGCUAAACCGGUGGAUCCAUUAAGUCAAUUAGAUCCUCUUUGGUCGAUUCGAAGAUAAUUUUAAUAUUGUGCUCGUGAUACACAUUUGUACAGACGGUAUAAUUAUUAUAUAUACGUAUAUUAAAAAUAUUGUACUAUUAAUAUAAAACUUUUAAUUAAUGAAUGAAAUUAUAUAUACCUGAAAA